Lytechinus variegatus (green sea urchin) is the source of this 4897-nucleotide messenger RNA. RefSeq names its product protein jagged-1b-like. Gene Ontology annotation, molecular function: calcium ion binding; Notch binding. Gene Ontology annotation, cellular component: membrane. Bases 315 to 4310 code for a protein of 1331 amino acids. The transcript has 24 exons. Gene Ontology annotation, biological process: multicellular organism development; cell communication; Notch signaling pathway. NCBI's taxonomy places the organism in Eukaryota, Metazoa, Echinodermata, Echinoidea, Temnopleuroida, Toxopneustidae. The record is from RefSeq and is a predicted model, not a curated record.
AAUUGUUAUUUUGUUUUGAGUCUUGGGGCCUCGUUUAAACGGAAAUCUUUCUGCACCUCGCCCAACGUACUAAAUUUCUCUCACAAAUAUCGAUUUAUUAUUAGGCCUAUACUUUUCUUGAAAAUGAGCAAGAAUUUUGAAAGCUACAAGGAAUAUCUGUUUGAUUAUUAGCUCAUUGUUCUACAUGCUGAAAUACUUAUCACAAGAGGAACUCUUAAAAUGGCCAUCGUUUUAUUCCCCCAAUACAAUAAAAAUGAAAAAUACAUAUUUAUGUAAUUAACCGAACAAAAUGAUUUGAAAACAAAAACAAUUGUAUGAAUAUUGACAAUUUUCAUUCAAAGUCAGUGACUGGAGACGGUCACUUUGAAUUGGACGUGAUCUCGUACGUCGUUCCAAGGGGCGAUUUAGCGGACGGUUCAUGCUGUGAUUCAUCAUCGUUAUCGUCGUCGUCAUCAUCAUCAUCGACCGAUGGCAUUCAAGACUGUAUGGACGAGUGCGAUGUCGCCUUCCGUGUUUGCUUGACAACCUACCAGCCUCGUUCGACGUACGAUGGACGAUGUGUGUUUGGUGAAGUUAUAUCCGGUGUCGUGGGCGGGAACACUUUAUUAUCGACAGUCGAUGGCGAUAUCGACGACGGAACCUCAUCAACGGAUCCUACCCCAUCUGUUGAAAAAGAAACAACCGUUAAGUUGCCGAUAAAAUAUGCGUGGCCGACGACUUUCACUUUGCUACUCGAAGCACUGGAUGUUGACGGAGAUGCUUUCAAAACAGUAGAGAAACCAUCAUCUACCAGAUCUUCGUCAGCAUCACCGUCGUUGUCAUCAUCGCAGCCAUCGACAACGCAAUCGCCAGUACCGCUGCCGUCACCAUCGACCACUCUUUCGUCACCACCAACGUCUCGAACGAGUGCAGAAGGCCAAGGGGAUCGGAACGUGAGCUACCAGUUGAUCGAACGUGUGUACCACUCCAGUAUCAUGGUGCCUUCUCCGUCGUGGGUCACUCUCCGCCACGAUGGUCUUACGGCAACCGUGCUAUACCGCGUUCGCCUCCAGUGCGAUGACGAUUUCUACGGGACGACAUGUAUGAAUUACUGCACGCCUCGCGAUGACCUCCUCGGACAUUACACGUGUGAUGAUGAUGGCGGUCGGGUGUGCGAUCCCGGUUGGACCGGAAGUCAUUGUAUGAUAGCAAUAUGCAAGAAAGGAUGUCAUGCGACAUACGGUUUCUGUGAUUCUCCGGAUGAAUGCAGGUGCCGUCAUGGUUGGCAAGGUGAGCUGUGCGAUCAAUGCAUGCCCUACCCUGGAUGUAAGCAUGGCGGUUGUGUAUCGCCUUGGCAGUGUAACUGCGAGUACAAGUGGGGUGGAUUGCUCUGUGAUCAAGAUUUGGACUUCUGUGGCAGUCAUACUCCAUGUCAAAACAAUGGUAUAUGUAUCAAUAUAAGAGCCAACGGAUAUGCCUGUAGAUGCUCGGAUGGGUUCGGCGGAGAAGAUUGCGAAUUGUCACAGGGAGUGUGUCAUUCGAAUCCGUGCAUGAAUGGAGGGACAUGUAGCGAAGUCGGAGAAGGGUUCAUCUGCGAUUGUACCUCUGGAUGGACAGGAGAAGAUUGCAAUACUAAUAUUGACGAUUGUGUUCAUUCUCCUUGUUUGAAUGGUGGUUCAUGCUUAGACCUGGUAGAUGGAUAUGAAUGCCAUUGUACGUCACAGUGGCAAGGCCCUGUCUGCCAAUACGAUUCAAAUGAAUGUACAGGACAGCCUUGUGUUCAUGCCUUCCGGUGUAGGAAUCGGUUUGGUGACUAUUUGUGUGACUGCCAACCCGGUUGGACGGGCAGAAACUGUGAUGUCAAUGCUAACGACUGUGUUGGACAUUGUUUUAACGAUGCAACAUGCAUGGACCUAAUCAACUCAUUUAUCUGCGUGUGUCGACCCGGUUUCACUGGCACUGAAUGCGAGACGAACGUGGAUGAAUGCAUCAGUAAUCCUUGCCUGAAUGGAGGAACGUGUACGGAUCUCGUCAAUGGGUACCAGUGUGAGUGCAUGCCAGGAUUCUCGGGAACUCGCUGCCAGUAUGACGUAGACCUUUGCAACCCGAAUCCUUGUAAACAGGGAGCAAAUUGCUUUAAUCUCUUCGGGGAUUACUUCUGCGCAUGCCCAGAGAGUCACCAAGGAAAGAACUGUUCCGAUGCUAAAACUUUAUGUCAAGACUCACUCUGUCAAGUGAUUGACAGUUGCACCGUGACAGCAGGAGCAACCAGUACCGGUGGACCGAUCCAACAACCAUCAAACGUCUGUGGCCCUCAUGGUUCCUGUAUAAGUCUGGACAAUAAUGGCGGAUUCUCCUGCAUCUGUGACACAGGAUACACCGGUCUAUACUGUCAUGAACGGAUUGACUAUUGUGAAAGUAAUCCGUGUCAGAAUGGAGGAACGUGUAUCAAUUCUGUAUCAUCAAUACAGUGUGUCUGUACCCCAGGAUGGGAAGGUAUCUUCUGUAACAUUGGUACAGAUGAAUGUUCGGCAACCCCAUGCAGGAACAACGGAACCUGUGUUGAUCUUCAUGCCGAUUUUACGUGUGUUUGUCCUGAAUGGUGGAUGGGAAAAACUUGCAAUUCACUUGAAAGUCACUGUGACUCAAGUACAUGUCGUAACGAUGGAGCCUGUGAAGAUACUGGGGAAUCCUUUAUGUGUCUCUGCCCGCCGGAAUGGGAAGGAAUCUCAUGUCAGAUUGCUGUCCAGGACAUUUGCAUCAGCAGACCUUGCUUAAACGGGGCGACAUGUAUUCCAAGUGGCGAGUCAUAUACAUGUAUCUGCAAAGAUGGAUUUGAGGGAGCCAAAUGUGACAAGAAUGUGGAUGACUGUCGCCUGAACCCCUGCCACAAUGGAGGAAAGUGUGUGGAUGGGAUCAACUGGUUUCUCUGCCAGUGUGCGGAAGGAUUCGCGGGACCUAGCUGCAGAAUAAAUAUCAACGAAUGCCUUUCAAGCCCUUGUGCAUAUGGAAGUACGUGUGUAGACGGAAUGGCAUCAUAUACCUGUCAUUGUCCUCUGGGAAGAAACGGAACAACAUGCUCACAAGUCAUCGGUUAUGAUCCUAUGCCGAGAUCGUGUCAGUCUGGACGGCAUCUUCGUGUUCAUGAAGAGACGUGGCAACAGGACUGCAACCGAUGUCGGUGUGAUGACGGCCUCAUUGUCUGUUCAAAGGUGUGGUGUGGCCCAUCCUCAUGUCUAGCUGUAGCAGAUGGAACCUUCGACAUUAACGGACCAGAAAACCAGUCAAGUUUUCGCUGUUCCGAAGGAUAUACCUGCCGGCCGAUAAGAGAACACGAGUGCUUUACGCCUCCUUGUCAUCCUUGGGGAGUCUGCGAAAAGACAGCAUCCGGAAGAAACUUAGGCGGUUACGGACAAGGACACGGAUAUCCAACUGAUCAUCCUGGUUAUCUAGGAGAUGGAAGCAGUACUUUUAUGUCGUUAUACAACACUGCCGAGAUUGUUGGUGAAUCUGGCCAGAGCAAUAAUGCAUCUGAAAGCUCUAUCCGUCUGUUUUUAACAUUCAACUUGUGGAUAAUGCCCGUGGGGAUGACCGUUGAUGCAGUGUGUAAUGGUAUCAGACAGUUACCACAAAUACACGCUGCUGCACUGGAUGUCGCCGUCUUCAUCAUGUGCCGAAAGGUUCUUCAAGAAACCGAUACUAUCGAUUUGACCAUGUCAACAGACGGUGGUUCAAGCUUAUCAGGUGACGUCAGUCAGGCCCUGAUUUCAGGUCUUCAGGGACGAUCGGGAAGAGGUAAUGUGGUUCUUGACGCAAUUAUCAGCAUUCAACAGAUCUCACCUUCUUCAGAAGCGGGCGUCAGGUUCAACGCCAGACUUAUAAUCCUCGCGUACAUGGUCGUUUUGAUAGCGAUAUCAUUCUUUGGCUGCACUAUUAUCGCAUUUGGUCGUCGACGAUCUCGCUGCCACAGCUCACCACCACCUCCGCCACCUCCGCCACCUCCGCUGUCCCUACCGCUUCACAUCCUAACAGGGAACGAUCAGAGCAUCGUGGAAUCGGAGACGACCACCACCACGACUACUCGUCGAGCCCUCAAUGAUUACAUCAUCGACGAAGAUAAAGUGUCUGAUAAGUCGUCGAUAUCGCAAGCGUCCAGUUCAUUCACAGAUGAUCACGCCCACCAUUACAUGAACGAUGUCAGAGGGAAUGAGCCUGUGGCGAGUGGCUACUUGGUACCUGAUUUUGAACGUUCGAAUCGUACAAACAGAAGGUCAAAUAAACGGCAGGGAAUCAGGAGGCCUAGACCGAGAUCGGAAAAGGAACCCACUUGAAUAAAUGAUACGUCUAAAGGACUUUUAAAGAGAGACAUUUUGUAUACAAAUACUUUGGGAAGCUGCUAUCUUCUUAUCACUUUAGGAUUUGGCGGCUAUAAUGUAUUUUCUAAUCAACCCAUCACUUUGUUGAUAAAAUGGUUGAUCACAUAAUUAUUGUCUGAUAUAUCUUGUUAAAUUUUUAACCAAGUAACUUACCUACUGUGUCCUGUAGUCUGCAGGCACAGACCCUAAUUGAAACUUUGAUUAACAAAUGUGUCUCCACGCAAAGACUAGCACAUACAAAACUUGCUGUUUUUCAGUACACAAGGCAUGAGUAUAGGCCGCAACUCAGACACUUAACUCGUGCAUGUCGAGUGAAGAGUUUGCACAGCCUGUUGCCUGUGGGUUUAAAGAAUCCCUGUUUGUUUUUAAUGCAAAUUUAACCAACGGCUUGAAACCAUCCGCUAUUAUUUCCGAUUACCAACAUAGCGUAGUAUAAGUAGUAUUGUAUAUAGUGUAUAUACCUGUAUAUUUGUAUCUAUGUCCAUCACAUCAAUUUCAUAAUCAUGAUAAUGGUAGUGUGUUGAUUAAAUAUAUACAUACAA